AUGAGUGCCAUCUAUCGUUUGCAAUGCAAGACUCAGUCUUAUGAUUGGGGCAAGUUGGGUGAUGUCUCUAAAGUGGCUGCUUAUGCACAAGCUUCAGGUACCACCAUUGAUACCACAAAACCUUAUGCUGAACUUUGGAUGGGCACCCAUCCCAACGCGCCUUCUCUUGUGUUGGAGAACAAUACCACACUUGAAGACCUCAUCAAAAACAAUGUUGGACUCAGCACAAAGGUUGUGUAUGACCAAUACCAUGGUGAUCUUCCUUUUCUUUUUAAGAUCCUGUCUAUUCGUAAAGCAUUGUCUAUCCAAGCUCAUCCUGAUAAAGUAUUGGGUGCUCGUCUCUUUAAGGAAUUCCCUGAAAACUACAAGGAUCCCAAUCACAAGCCUGAAAUGGCUAUUGCACUAACUCCUUUUGAAGCAUUGUGUGGUUUUAGACCUUUAGAUGAGAUAGCUCAUCACCUCAAGAUCUAUCCUGAACUAGCUGAAUUGGUGGGUCAGGAUGUAGCUCAUGCAUUGAUAGACACAAAGGAUCAAGACGAAGCCAAGAACAAGACAGUCUUGAAACAACUGUUUUCGUCUUUGAUGCAUAGUUCUGAGGAACACGUCAGUCAAUGCCUCUCUCAACUGAUUCAUCGUCUUCAAAAAACACAGGCACAAGACGCCAUGGAUCAACUGUUGGUCCGUCUUGACCAGCAAUAUCCUGGUGGUGAUGUAGGUGUCUUUUCUUGUUUGUUAUUGAACUAUGUGUCCAUGGCACCUGGACAAGCUAUCUUUUUAGGUGCGAAUGAACCUCAUGCUUAUUUAUCUGGAGACUGUGUCGAAUGCAUGGCAACAAGUGAUAAUGUAGUUCGUGCUGGUCUUACGCCUAAAUUCAAAGAUGUUGAUGUGUUGGUUGACAUGUUGACGUAUCGUUAUGGUUCUGCGGAAUCUCAAAAGAUGGCAGGCGAAAAAUUCGCUGACCACUCUCUCUUGUACGACCCUCCUAUUGAUGAAUUUGCUGUGAUCUGGACAAGCAUGACUUCAGGUCAAACAGAACAACAUCCCUCUAUCCAGGGCCCCAGUAUCUUGAUUGUCACAUCAGGCAGUGGCCAAUUGACAAGCCAAGAUACGACAUUUGAGUUGAAAGAAGGCUAUGUUUAUUUUGUGGGUGCAAAUACGCCUAUGGCUGCUCAAUCUGAAUCUUCAGGUUUAGAAUUCUAUCGUGCUUAUGCUGUAGCCACUGAAUAA
Molecule: messenger RNA, 1227 nt
Organism: Gilbertella persicaria
Lineage: Eukaryota; Fungi; Mucoromycota; Mucoromycetes; Mucorales; Choanephoraceae
Product: phosphomannose isomerase type I
Exons: 3
Coding region: 1-1227 (408 amino acids)
Biological process (GO): carbohydrate metabolic process; GDP-mannose biosynthetic process
Cellular component (GO): cytosol
Molecular function (GO): zinc ion binding; mannose-6-phosphate isomerase activity
Source: RefSeq, a predicted model, not a curated record